GAGGAGGAGGAGGUUCGGCCGACGUUACAGCGGCAGUCACCGGGUGCCUGUACGACGUCGGAAGUUAGCUGUCCGUUCCUGCUUUCUCUGAGAAAUCUGGAAUUUUUUACAACCGUUAACAGGAACAGGUUCAUUGUGCACAGUAAUCAUGGCAGAAGCCCACCAGGCAGUAGCUUUUCAGUUCACUGUUACCCCAGAUGGCAUUGAUCUGCAGCUGUCCCACCAGGCUCUCACUGAGAUCUACCUCUCUGGCGUGCGCUCUUGGAAGAAGCGUAUCAUCAGAGUUAAGAACAGUGUGAUAACAGGGGUAUACCCUGCUAGUCCUUCAUCCUGGCUUUUUGUGGUCAUAGCAAUCCUGGCUACUAUGUACACUCGCUCUGACCCAUCCAUGGGACUCAUAGCCAAGAUACAGGAGCACCUGCCAGUCAGCCAGUCCAUGAGUACACAGUGCCAGGCAGUGGUGUCAGCAGUGCUUUUCAGCACCAUGCUAUGGUUAAUGCUCAUCUUCACUAUGCGCCUGUGCCUCAAGCAGCUCCUCUCCUACCACCGCUGGAUGUUUGAGCAGCAUGGCAAGAUGUCCACCACCACCAAAAUCUGGGUGGCACUGGUGCGAAUCUUUUCUGGCAGAAAGCCUCUGCUCUACAGCUAUCAGGGUUCAUUGCCAAAUCUCCCUGUGCCCACCAUCAAGGAUACAGUCAAGAGGUACUUGGAAUCAGUACGCCCGCUGAUGGAUGAUAAAGACUAUGAACGCAUGACCAAGCUGGCCGCAGAGUUUGAGAGCAGCCUUGGUAACCGUCUGCAGUGGUACCUCAAGCUCAAAGCUCUCUGGGCUUCAAACUAUGUUAGUGACUGGUGGGAGGAAUACGUCUACCUACGGGGUCGAGGCCCAAUCAUGGUCAACAGUAACUACUAUGGCAUGGACUUCUUGUAUGUGACUCCAACUCCCAUCCAGGCAGCUAGGGCAGGCAACAACAUCCAUUCAUUCUUCCUUUACCGCCGUAAACUCAACAAAGAAGAGCUUAAACCAAGUCGUAUACCAGGCACUGUCAUUCCUCUGUGUGCAGCUCAGUGUGAGAGGAUAUUCAACACUACACGCAUUGCUGGAGAGGAGACCGAUACUGUGCAGCAUUGGCAGGACAGUGACUAUAUAGCGGUAUACCACAAAGGGCGCUACUUUCGUCUCAAGGUGUACCAGGCAGGCAGACUCCUGUCUCCAAGGGAGAUUGAAUUCCAGAUUCAGAGGAUCCUAGAUGACCCUUCACCUCCUUCCAAAGGGGAGGCCAAACUUGGGGCCCUGACUGCUGGAGACAGAAUUCCCUGGGCUAAGGCCAGGACGAAGUAUUUCAGCAGUGGGGUCAAUAAACGUUCUCUGGACUGCAUUGAGAGAGCCGCGUUCUUCGUGACCCUUGAUGAUGAAGAACAGGGCAUGUUGGGAGACGACCCGGCAUCUAGUUUAGACCGCUACGCCAAGUCCUUGUUGCAUGGGAAAUGUUAUGACAGGUGGUUUGACAAGUCCUUCACUGUUAUUUACUACAAGAAUGGAAAAAUGGGCGUCAAUGCAGAGCACUCAUGGGCUGAUGCACCGGUGCUGGCACACGUGUGGGAGUACACUCUUGCCACUGACAGUUUCCAGCUGGGUUACAAUGCAGAAGGUCACUGUAAAGGAGACGUGGAUUCGUCUCUGCCACGACCAGUGAAGCUCAGUUGGGAAAUCCCUCCAGAAUGUGAAGAGCAGAUCACUCAGUCUCUGGCUGUGGCCCGUGCGCUGGCUGAUGACGUUGACUUCCAUGUUUUCUCCUUCCAAGAAUUUGGCAAAGGAAAAGUCAAGAAGUGUCGAGUCAGUCCAGACGCCUUCAUUCAAAUGGCUCUUCAGUUGGCCUACUUCAGGGAGCGGGGGACUUUCUUUUUGACAUAUGAAGCCUCCAUGACCCGUCUGUUCAGGGAGGGCAGGACCGAGACUGUUCGCUCCUGCACCAACGAGAGUACCGCCUUCAUCCGAGCGCUGGACGGUGGGGAGGCAGCAGAUGCCUGCAAACGUUUGUUCCGAGCUGCCACAGAAAAGCACCAGUUACUUUAUCGCAUGGCUAUGACUGGAGCUGGCAUCGAUAGACAUCUCUUCUGCCUCUACGUGGUGUCCAAAUACCUCGGAGUGGAGUCUCCUUUCCUGAAAGAGGUCCUGUCUGAGCCAUGGAGGCUAUCCACAAGUCAGACUCCAAUCCAGCAGGUGGAGCUGUUUGACCUAGUGAACCACCCGGAGUAUGUCUCCUGUGGAGGAGGCUUUGGACCAGUGGCAGAUGAUGGCUAUGGGGUGUCCUACUGUGUUCUGGGAGAGAACAUGAUUAACUUCCACAUCUCGUGCAAACACUCGUGCCCAGACACUGAUGCCCAUAAGUUUGGUGAUCGGAUCAGACAGGCCCUGCGUGACCUGCUAAAGCUGCUGAGCCCCAGCCAAACAGAGCCCAACAAAACGGAAGAGAGCCGACCCAAGGUCAAGAAAGAACAGUAGAUACUCAAUCAGAAAAAGUGGUGCAUAAAGGGAACAUGUGCAGGCAUUACAAUAUGAAGUGAAGAAAAGCAGGUUUUUGUCCCUCAUGUAUUGGGAGAAUUUUAUUGCCAGGUAGAUGAUAGUCAGGAGACAGCUCUAGUGGAAAACUGAUAACAAUGGAGUUGAUGUUUUUACUGAAAUGCAUAUUAUUUGUGUCUUUAUAUUAGCUGUGUGAUGGGUGUAUGGAGAGAGAAAGGGCCCACUGAGUGUGGUUUAUUGGUUUUAAUUUAGUUUUAAUAGUCCAAAAAUUUGAAAAGUCCAAAUCUCGAAAUGAAAACUAUAGUGAGGCCAGUACACGUUGUACCUCUCAAUGUUAGGAUAGAAGAUCCUAACUUCACCUUAUUGCAGGGAGUAAUUAAAUACAAAUUUAAAGUAAAUAUACCACUGUCCUCUGUAUUUGGAUCUGUUUGGGAAGUUAGUUUGAUUUUUUUGGAGUAUUGUAUGGAGAGAAAACUGGACUGUUGAGGUGUCAUUUUUUUACCAUCUGAAUGCAACACUGCUGUAACAAUGACAUCAGGUAUUUUAAAAAUGGUGGAAGUCUGUGACUUCUCAGUGUUCAUGUGAUGUGUGUAAAUCUGCUUUUUACAUAAACAAUUAUAAUGCUGUGCUUAGAGUGCCAGGCUGGUUAUACAUGUAGUGAAAAUACAUGACUCAUUUAAAUUCAUUUGUUAUAUCCAGUGCCAUAUUUUUUCCAUGGAGGCUUUGUUUGUAUUCACUAAGUUAAACUUACAAAGUUUAAAAAAAAAAAAAAAAGAAGUACAUUCUGGUUAUUUAACUGCCAUAAAUGUUUUUUAUAUUUUAUUUUUAACCACUGUUUAAAAGCACCAUAACAAUGCAAGCUAUAUUUAUGAAAAUGAUGUGCAAUUAUACACGCAGCACUGCAGGUCAGAUCUGGAUUAGAUGUAAAGUGUGAUACCAGUGACACAGAUUGAUGUUUUUCUCCACUUACUGUUGCCUUUGGUUUUUACUUCAGAUCAGCUUCUCUUAUUAUAUUGUUAUUGUGAGCCUUUUUAAUGCAAUAUUACAAGGAGAAAUAAAAAUAUUCUUAAAGAAAAAA
Messenger RNA from Archocentrus centrarchus (flier cichlid), 3602 nucleotides. RefSeq names its product carnitine O-palmitoyltransferase 1, liver isoform. Gene Ontology annotation, cellular component: mitochondrion. Bases 149 to 2506 code for a protein of 785 amino acids. The record is from RefSeq and is a predicted model, not a curated record. Gene Ontology annotation, molecular function: carnitine O-palmitoyltransferase activity. Gene Ontology annotation, biological process: fatty acid metabolic process; carnitine metabolic process. The transcript is spliced from 19 exons. NCBI's taxonomy places the organism in Eukaryota, Metazoa, Chordata, Actinopteri, Cichliformes, Cichlidae.